Vicia faba (fava bean) is the source of this 513-nucleotide messenger RNA. NCBI's taxonomy places the organism in Eukaryota, Viridiplantae, Streptophyta, Magnoliopsida, Fabales, Fabaceae. The record is from the annotation of a GenBank genome assembly.
AUGAUGAAGGAACACCUUUCCACCUUUCGUUCUCAGCUUGAAGAUUUUGCUCGCAAGCAUAAGAAUGACAUCCGCAAGAACCCUGCAUUCAGAUCACAGUUUCAUGAGAUGUGUGCUAAGGAACUGUGUAAUCUCCUUCGCCAGAGACGAAAAAGUGACAGAGGAGUUGUUUCCGAAGAUGAUUGCCUGCGCGCUAUCAGUAAACUGAAGGUUCUAGGCAGCGGGUUUGAAGUUAUUUCUGUUGGAAAGAAAAAACUUGUUCGUUCUGUUCCAACUGAGCUGAACAAAGACCAUAACGAAAUUCUAGAACUUGCCCAGGGUCAAGGGUUUGUGACGGUAGAUCAAGUAGAACGGCAGCUAUCUUGGACUUCGGGUCGUGCCAUUGAUGCACUUGAUACAUUACUUGAUGACGGGCUUGCAAUGAUUGAUGAUGGCCACAAAGAUGGAAAACGGCGGUACUGGUUUCCGUGUGUAUCACCCAUUUCAUCUUUGACAGGAACCGAUUCCUUGUAA